AUGCCCACAGACGCCAAAACGAGCGCCCCCUCGGCCCCCCUCGUCACACACAUCUACACCGCCGACCCGUCCGCCCACGUCUUCCCCCACAUCCCGGACACCAUCUACAUCUACCCCUCGCACGACCGGGAGACGGACAUCACCUUCAACGACUCGGGCGACCAAUACGACAUGACCGACUAUCACGUCAUCAGCACCUCUUUCGCGCCCGACGCCGUCACCACCGCCCAGGGCGUCGACCACGGCGUCGCCCUCUCCGCCAAAGACGUGCCCUGGGUCAGCAAGCAGAUGUGGGCGCCCGACGCGGCGUACAACGCCCAGACGGGCAAGUACCAUCUGUUCUUCCCGGCGCGGGACAAGCAGGGGAGGUUUCGAUUGGGUGUCGCGGUUGGGGACAAGCCCGAGGGGCCGUUUGUGCCGCAGCCGGAGCCGAUGCAGGGCAGUUAUAGUAUCGACCCGGCGAGUUUCGUGGAUGAGGAUGGGAGCUGCUACGUGUAUUUUGGUGGGAUUUGGGGAGGGGAGUUGCAGUGCUACAAGAAGGUGCAGCCGGAGGGGGAGGGGGAUUUUGAUGAGAGUCAGAUCGGGCCCAAGGAGCCGAGUGGGAAAGGGGUGAAAGCGCUGGGGCCCAGGGUGGGGAGGCUGAGGGAGGAUAUGUUGGAGUUCGAUGCGGAGGGGGUGCGGGAGAUCAAGAUUUUGGCGCCGGAGACGGGCGAGGAGAUUGAUGCGGAUGAUCAUGAGAGGAGGUUCUUUGAGGCGAGUUGGCUGCAUAGAAGGGAGGAUGGGAAGUAUGUGUUUAGUUACAGUACGGGGGACACGCAUUUCAUUUGCUAUGCGGUCGGGGAUGGGCCGUUGGGGCCUUUUACGUAUGAGGGGAAGUUGUUGGAGCCGGUGGUUGGGUGGACGAACCAUCAUAGUGUGGUCAAGUACAAGGGGAGGUGGUUUGUGUUCUAUCAUGAUUGCGAGUUGAGCAAGGGGGUAAGUCAUUUGAGGACGGUGAGGGUGAGGGAGGUUACGUGGUGA
Cyphellophora europaea CBS 101466 is the source of this 1020-nucleotide messenger RNA. RefSeq lists its product as uncharacterized. NCBI's taxonomy places the organism in Eukaryota, Fungi, Ascomycota, Eurotiomycetes, Chaetothyriales, Cyphellophoraceae. The record is from RefSeq and is a predicted model, not a curated record. Bases 1 to 1020 code for a protein of 339 amino acids. Gene Ontology annotation, biological process: carbohydrate metabolic process. The transcript has a single exon. Gene Ontology annotation, molecular function: hydrolase activity, hydrolyzing O-glycosyl compounds.